GAUGUGGACACGGUGUGUGAGAUUGACUUGGACACGGUGCGUGAGAUUGACGUGGACACGGUGCAUGAGAUUGACGUGGACACGGAUGAGAUUGAUGUGGACACGGUGUGUGAGAUUGACUUGGACACGGUGCGUGAGAUUGACAUGGACACGGUGCGUAUUGACGUGGACACGGUGCGUGUGAUUGACGUGGACACGGUGCGUGUGAUUGACGUGGACACGGUGCGUGUGAUUGACGUGGACACGGUUCAUGUGAUUGACAUGGACACGGUGCGUGAGAUUGACGUAGACAUGUUGCAUGUGCUUGACUUGGACACGGUGCAUUUGAUUGACGUGGACACGCUGCGUAUUGACGUGGACACGGUACGUAUUGACGUGGACACAGUGCGUAUUGACGUGGACACGGUGUGUGAGAUUGAUGUAGACACUGUGCGAGAGAUUGACGUGGACACAGUGGGUAUUGACGUGGACACGGUGUGUGAGAUUGACGUGGACACGCUGCGUAUUGACAUGGACACAGUGCGAAAGAUUGAAGUGGACACGGUGCGGGAGAUUGAUGUGGACACGGUUCAUAUUGACGUGGACACAGUGCGUAUUGACGUGGACACGGUGUGUGAGAUUGAUGUGGACACUGUGCGAGAGAUUGACGUGGACACAGUGGGUAUUGAUGUGGACACAGUGCUUGAGAUUGACCUGGACACGGUGCGUGAGAUUGACGUGGACACGGUUCAUUUUGACGUGGACACGAUGCGUGUGAUUGAGGUGGACACGGUGCGAAUUGACGUGGACACGGUGUGUGAGAUUGAUGUGGAUACGGUGCGAGAGAUUGUUAACUUGCAUGAGAUUGACGUGGACACGGUGCGUAUUGACGUGGACACGUUGCGAGAGAUUGACGUG
This is a messenger RNA of Carcharodon carcharias (great white shark), 897 nucleotides long. RefSeq names its product histone acetyltransferase HAC2-like. Lineage: Eukaryota; Metazoa; Chordata; Chondrichthyes; Lamniformes; Lamnidae. The record is from RefSeq and is a predicted model, not a curated record. The annotation marks the transcript as partial. The transcript has 14 exons.